CCGCUUGCAGGGAUCCAGCCCGGGCGUCCGGAGCCGCGGCCGCAACGCGCAGCUGGCAGGGACUCCCUCCUGGCCACGCAGUCGCCUUCCGGGGUCCUUCUGGGGCCUCUCGGCCCCCGCCUCGCCCGCCCGGCCCCAGCAGGAGCCGCAGACGUGGCCUGGGCUCCGGUCGCCGCUCCUAGCUGCGCCCUGCCUGGAACAGACGCCCGCCCGGCCGCCCCGUCACGUGCGCCCAAGUCCUCGGCCGGGCAGCGCCGUUCCCAUGGUUCAAGGCUGUUGAUGGAGAAGAGGGCGGAUGACAGCCGGGACUGUGGUCAUCACCGGGGGCAUCUUGGCGACUGUGAUUCUGCUCUGCAUCAUCGCAGUUCUGUGCUACUGCCGGCUCCAGUACUACUGCUGUAAGAAGGACGAGUCCGAAGAGGACGAGGAGGAGCCGGACUUCGCCGUGCACUCGCACCUGCCCCCCCUGCACUCCAACCGCAACCUCGUGCUGACCAACGGGCCCGCGCUGUACCCGGCCGCCUCCACCUCCUUCCGCCAGAAGUCCCCACAGGCCCGCACACUCUGCCGCAGCUGCUCCCAAUACGAGCCGCCAACCUUCUUCCUGCAAGAGCCCGAGGACGAGGACGAGGCUGUGCGCAACGGCGGGGGGCGCGUGGCCUAUAAGAGCAUCAGCCAGGAGGACCUGGAGCUGCCCGCGGGGGGCUUCGGGGGCCUGCAGGCGCUCAACCCCAACCGCCUGUCGGCCAUGCGCGAGGCCUUCUCCCGGAGCCGCAGUGUCAGCACGGACGUGUGACGGCUGUCACACGCCCAGCACUGCCACACAAGGUCUCCAGGCCACUACAGAAUACCCAUGGCAUGUCCCCAGGGCUCCAGGCCCAAGCCCGGGCUCAGCCCAGCCUUCCUCACAUCCCUGCCCUCAGGGGUCCCCAGGCAUGAGGAGCCCCAAGCCCUCUGCAGGGAUGAGGCUCAGUGAACUCCAGUGUGGCCGCUUCAGGUAGAGGCCCGAUGCCAGGGCAGGUGGGGAUGGCAGAGCAGGGCAGGGCCUGGCUCUUGGGCACAGGGCCAGGCUCCUACCUCCAGGAGGUGCGGGACGGUGAUCAUGGUUCCAGCCCCAACUCAGCUCCCUGGCUGUGUGGCCUGGGCCAUGCCAUGCCCUCCCGGGGCCCUGGUCUUCCUGCCUGUGCCAGGAAGGGGUGGCCUCUGUGAUGCCAGGGGCCCCGCAGCACAGGCCUCCCGGGGACAACAGGGACUCCACGCCCCCUGAACUCGGGUCCCCUUCUUCCCCCCUCUCUCCCUCUCCUUCUGCCCCCACCCCCUACAGGCACCUGCUGGGGCUGAUACACUGUUGCCCUAAAUGCCUGGCAGAUGGACAGAAGGGAGAGUUUAGGGACAGCAAGGUUCUUGGCGUACUUGGCCCCUGGUCUGUUUCUGGUGAAGAGGGAGGCAGAGGGAGAGGGGACACUGCACAGCUGGUCCCCAGCCUAGGCCAGGCCAGCAAGCAGACACCUGGGGGGUAGGGAGGUGGGCAGAGCCGUGGCCCAGGGUUCAAAGGUCCCCCGACUCACCAGGAGUCCUGGGUGGCCUUCCCAUCCAUGGGCCUCAGCCUCCCCAUCUGCCUGAGGGAGGCUGGCCUCAGAGGGUCCUUCGAGCUCUGAUUCUCAGCAGGAGCCACCAGGUCCAGGGAGACUGGGCCACCCCCUUCCACCUUCUUCCCCCCAAGCCCAGUCCCUGCUGGUGCCCCGUGGGUCCAGCCAGCCAGAGCUCGCUGCUCCUGAGUGGGAGCACAUGUCCCUCCAACUCCAACCAGGUCUCCCCAGGACUUUUGCCCCCUCUCUAGCCCUCUCUAUCACUGGAGGAGAUGGUGCCCAGUGGCCGCCAGGGGCACUGCCCCACACCCACGCCACUGCCACCCAAGCACAGCUGUCCUGCCAGGAGGAGGCAACUUUCUCUUUCUGGGCAGCAGGACCCAAGAGCCCCUUCCCUCUGGGAGCCUCCCCCUCCCCAGGUCCUACCAUGGAGCCACGGGUGGGUGGGCGCUCAGCACAGGCACCUCCCUAAAGAUAAGCCUUCAAGGGCCGGGCCGCCCCGAGCCAGGCCCGAGCAGGACCUUGCCCUCUUACUCCAGCGCCCGUGAGUUUCCAGAGACCGGGCAAUUGGUGGAGAGCCUCGGCCUGGGCACCGAGUCUCCCUCCUCUUCCUCCUUCCUCCCGCCUCGGCCAUGGUGGGGUUCACCCCGGGCCCUGUGCAGUCUGCUCCCCACACCCCCAGAGCCUGCAUCCCAUCCCACCCUGUCCUGCAUCCUGUGGAGUCGCCGGGCAUCCGCUGAGGUGGGGCGAAGGGCACUCCCCAGCCCUCCCACGUCCCUCCCUUCUUCCUGGCCUCUUCCCUCUGGUGUAGUUCAUAGAUCUCCUUGAAACAAGCACCACCCCUCCCAGCCCCCUCCAUGCCGCCGUGACGGGGCCUGCUGGCGGAGCCCUGGGCUCCCUGGGAAAGCGAAGCCAAUAAACCUUGUCUCGCA
Marmota flaviventris (yellow-bellied marmot) is the source of this 2521-nucleotide messenger RNA. RefSeq names its product family with sequence similarity 163 member B (gene Fam163b). NCBI's taxonomy places the organism in Eukaryota, Metazoa, Chordata, Mammalia, Rodentia, Sciuridae. The record is from RefSeq and is a predicted model, not a curated record.